Molecule: messenger RNA, 1118 nt
Organism: Olea europaea var. sylvestris
Lineage: Eukaryota; Viridiplantae; Streptophyta; Magnoliopsida; Lamiales; Oleaceae
Product: ras-related protein RABF2b
Exons: 7
Coding region: 250-852 (200 amino acids)
Molecular function (GO): GTP binding; GTPase activity
Source: RefSeq, a predicted model, not a curated record
ACGUCAAUGAUGAAGAAUAUGGAAGGGAGAAUCCUAAUUUUGAAAAUACUUUAAUAAUCGUGAGCGACGGCGCGUGGGGGUAGGUUUGAAUUGAACUUUCUACCUUGGCUUCACACCAUCAUCUUGCUUAUUGUCAACUCAUUCCUCAUCACAAAAAUUCUUUUCUUUCUUCCAAGUCUUAAUUCAUUUUCUUAAUCUUUUCUCUGCAUAUAUUUCAAUUUGUGUUUGAAUUUUGAUAAUUAAGAACUCAUGGCCUCCAGCGGAAACAAGAACAUCAACGCCAAGCUGGUGCUUCUUGGAGAUGUUGGAGCUGGAAAAUCAAGUGUAGUGUUACGCUUUGUAAAAGGGCAGUUUGUUGAAUUUCAGGAAUCAACAAUUGGUGCUGCCUUCUUCUCACAAACAGUUGCUGUAAACGAUGCAACUGUAAAAUUUGAGAUAUGGGACACGGCUGGUCAGGAGAGAUACCACAGCUUAGCUCCAAUGUACUAUAGAGGAGCUGCGGCCGCCAUUAUUGUAUAUGACAUUACCAAUCAAGCUUCCUUUGAUCGAGCAAAAAAAUGGGUGCAGGAGCUUCAAGCACAAGGUAAUCCAAAUAUGGUUAUGGCUCUUGCUGGGAAUAAGGCUGAUUUGUUAGAUGCCAGAAAGGUGGCAACAGAGGAAGCACAAGCAUAUGCACAGGAGAGCGGCCUUUUCUUCAUGGAAACCUCUGCAAAGACAGCUACUAAUAUCAAUGAACUAUUUUAUGAAAUAGCCAAGAGAUUACCUCGUUUGCAGCCAGUCCCAAACCCGUCAGGCAUGGUUCUCAUGGACAGACCAGCAGAGAGGGCUGCUAGUGCGUCUUGUUGCUCUUGAAGUUGAUGCGUUCUUCACCAAAGAGUAGUAUAUGUUCAAGUUGUCACAUUGUGUUCUGUCGCAGAUUUUAGCAUCUAUUUUUCUGUAUUAUUGUUAAGAAUUGUACAGAAGAGUCCACAAGAUGUUCCAUCUUCGAACUUUUUAAGAUUCUGCUUUGGGUUCUCAUCAUCUCAUGUGAUGAAAGAUGAGUGAAAGAUAUUAUUUCUUUGUUUUUUCGAGUGAUGAUUUUUCUUAAUCAAUGGAAAAAAAUAUUAUAGUUGUAUUUC